Messenger RNA from Pogoniulus pusillus (Red-fronted tinkerbird), 1755 nucleotides. RefSeq names its product leucine zipper transcription factor like 1 (gene LZTFL1). Gene Ontology annotation, cellular component: cytoplasm. The transcript is spliced from 9 exons. Bases 49 to 891 code for a protein of 280 amino acids. Gene Ontology annotation, biological process: negative regulation of protein localization to cilium. The record is from RefSeq and is a predicted model, not a curated record. Lineage: Eukaryota; Metazoa; Chordata; Aves; Piciformes; Lybiidae.
GCAGAGCUGGGCCUUAAUGAGCACCACCAGAAUGAAGUGGUCAGCUACAUGCGUUUUGCUCGUUUCAAGCGUGGGCUGUGCCUCAAAACAGUGGAUUCUUGUUUCCAGGACCUUAAGGACAGCAGGCUGGUUGAGGAGACCUUCACGGUCGAUGAGGUGGCAGACAUGCUGGAUGGGCUGCAGACCGUUGUGCACAGUGAAGUAGAGUCAGAGCUCAUCAAUACAACCUACACCAACGUCCUGCUGCUCCGGCAGCUCUUCUCGCAGGCCGAGAAGUGGUACCUGAGGCUGCAGACAGAUGUCUCCGACCUGGAGAACCGAGAACUGUUGGAGCAGGUUGCUGAAUUUGAAAAGUCAGAAUUUACCUCUUCAAACAAGAAGCCCAGCACAGAUCUCACUAAGCCCAAACUGGCUCCAUUAAAUGAAGGUGGGUCAGAGCUGCUGAACAAGACAGUUGCUCAUCUCCAAGAAGAAAAUGAGAAGUUGAAGGCCAGGCUCAGGACCAUAGAAACACAGGCUACAGCUGCACUAGAUGAGAAGGUCAAGCUGGAGAAGUCACUGAGGGAUUUACAGGUGAUCCAAGGAGAUCAAAAGACCGAUGCAAACCAGGACAUUACUGAACUGGAAGAUAAAGUGGCAGCUUUGAAGUGCCAGUUUGAGAAGACUUUGAAUGAUGCUACUGAAAACCAAAAAUCCUUGGAAGACAACUUGGUGACCACAAAACAUGAUCUGCUUAAGGUUCAGGAUCAGCUCUCCACGGCUCAGAAGGAGCUGGAGAAGAAAUUCCAGCAAACGGCUGCCUACCGCAACAUGAAGGAGAUCCUCAGCAAGAAGAAUGAACAGAUAAAGGAGCUGCGGAAAAAGCUGGCCAAGUACGAGCCAGAGGACUAACAUACCCAGGCCAGCUGAUCUGUUGGAAGCUGCCGUAGAAAGAAAAUGUGAACUGGUAUUAUUUUUAAUUAACUUUUGGGUUGAGUGGUGCAGUUUUUUGCUUCUAGUGCUUACAAGUACUUUUUAUUAAUACUCAUAACACACUGAAACUCCUACCUUGCCUCCUUGUAAGCCUACAUUUGACAGGGAUUAGUUUCUGUAGCUGUGUUUUAACGUUCCUGGAGAAGUUGUGGAGAAGCUCAGCGAAUUGCCGAGGUCAUUCUCUGCAAAGAAAGGGGGGAUUUCUGGUGAGGAAGAAAGGGGUUUUGACACCUCUGAGGUGGCAGCUGGAGUUGUCACUUUUGUUAGCGUAGCCACAAGUGAAAAUGCCCCCGGAGGAAGCAGAAGGGAGGAAACAAAAUCACUCCAUGUUGUUUCACAUUGGACACGUGUGCCAGGUGGGCAGCAAGGCUUUGCUAGAGAGCGUUCAUCAGCCAGUGAGGUCAGUGCGUUCCAGCAGCAGUGCUGGGCCCGGUCGGGGAGAGGCACUGCUUGUGGCUCUGCCUCUUUACUGCCAUCUAUUUGAAACAAGUUGAAACAUCAGCAGGUGGAUUCCCCCUUUGCAAGUGUCCCUCACCUUAGGGGGAUCAUUGGAAAGGUUGCUGCUGGAGCAACUUUCCUGGGCAGGAAGUUAUUGUAUGUGUUCUUCUCCUUUCUUGGUGUUACCUUAGUAGAAAGCAGUUUACUCCUCUCAAGUCUCUUACUUGUAAUCCUCUGCUGUGCACUUCUCUGGCAGCCUCCAGCACUACCUUCCACUUGUUGGUCUGUCCCUGUUCAUGUGUAUGUGGUAUUUUACUCCAAAUAAAGCUGUUGUGUUUUCAAACA